Phytophthora megakarya is the source of this 687-nucleotide messenger RNA. NCBI's taxonomy places the organism in Eukaryota, Oomycota, Peronosporomycetes, Peronosporales, Peronosporaceae. The record is from the annotation of a GenBank genome assembly.
AUGUUUGGAUCUAUUGCUAUGAAUUAUGAAGUGGAUCAGCAGGACCUACUCUUCUAUUGCCCGACGACUAAGGAAACUGCUGCAAAUCGAGAUAAGCUGAUGCGACUAGUGAUACCUGAGACUCUUCAACAGGACGUUUUGCACCACUAUCAUACGAGUCUACAGGGUGGUCAUCAAGGGGUUGGUCGCACCUAUGAUCGGAUCCGUGAUCACUUCCACUGGAGAGGUCUGCAUAAGAGAGUACAUACGUGGGAGAAUGCGUCGACUGUGAAACAGGCAAAGGAAGACCUCGGAUCCAGGGCGAGUCACAUGGCAACAUACCCAUUUCAGGUCAUUGCCAUGGAUCAUAUACCUUCAUUGCCUAGAUCCUUCAACGGCAACACUGAAUUGCUAAUUUUCGUGGAUCUAUUCUUAGGAUACGUGAUCGCCAAAGCCAGCGCCUCUAGAUCCGCCCAAACAAUCGCCGAGACCUACGAAGAGUGUGUCUUCCGCGCCAACGGGCUACUAUGGCGUAUCGACCCCAAGCUAAUGGAUCUGCAGAACGUAUGGUCUAGACAACUACCAGGGCUCUUAAGAUGUACGUGGAAGAUCUGGAUCAACGAGAUUGGGACGAGUAUGCGGAACGACUCACUUUCGCGAUCAACACCGCAAGAGAUCGGAUCGGAGGUGAAACGCCUUUCUAUAUGA